Molecule: messenger RNA, 1306 nt
Organism: Oncorhynchus kisutch (coho salmon)
Lineage: Eukaryota; Metazoa; Chordata; Actinopteri; Salmoniformes; Salmonidae
Product: sulfotransferase 2B1
Exons: 6
Coding region: 154-1104 (316 amino acids)
Molecular function (GO): sulfotransferase activity
Source: RefSeq, a predicted model, not a curated record
GCUGGUGUUACCCACAGGCCAACGUCAUGACAGACUGCUUGGCUAUUUAAGGUCUGUAGGAAGCCAGAUCAUCUCAUACUUCCCUCCUCACAAAUAGUCAGUCAGAGAAACAGACAGAGAGAGACAGGCAGUUAGGUAGACAAGCAGACAGACAUGGCCAGGCUGGACGUGACAGAGACCUUCCAUCACAUCUCAUUCCCUGGGCACAUUCACACCCAGGACUCCCUGAACUAUGCCCUCCACUUCCAGUUUCGGGACAGGGACACUGUCAUCGCCACCUACCCCAAAUCAGGGACUACCUGGAUGCAGGAGAUUGUCACUCUUGUGAAAAACAGAGGGGACCCACAACUCUCCAAAACUGUGCCCAACUGGGCACGAGCCCCCUGGCUGGAACAGCAUUACAGUGCAAAGGUGCUGGAGGCCACCCAGGGGGACCGAAUCAUCACCACUCACCUGCCCUACAACCUGCUGUCUUCUGCGCUUCAGGGCUCCAAAGCUAAGGUCAUCUAUGUCGCCAGAAACCCCAAAGAUGUUGCUGUGUCAUAUUACCACUUCCAUAAAAUGGCCAAGUUCCUCCCAGAACCCAAUUCAUUUGAUGAGUUUCUGAAUAGUUUUCUGAAGGGAUCAGUGAGUUAUGGGUCCUGGUUCGAUCAUGUGAAAGGCUGGACGAGUCAAGCAGGAGUCUUGGCAAAUGUUCUUUAUAUCUCUUAUGAGGAGAUGUGGCUGGACCUGCAAGGCUCGGUGGAGAGGAUCAGCUCUUUCCUGCAGUGCCCCCUGGUUGGCGAGGAGUUAACCAACUCCCUGAGACACUGCAGCUUCAGCAGCAUGAGCGAUAACGCCAUGGUGAACUACACUCAGAUCCCAAAGGAGAUCAUGGACCACAGCAAAGGCAAAUUCAUGAGGAAAGGUAAAAUCGGUGACUGGAGAUACACUUUCACAGAGGAGCAGAUUGGUAUUUUCGACACCGUCUACAGCUACCAGAUGAAAGACUGUCCCUUGACCUUCAUGUGGGCGUGUCCUCCUGAGUCCUGUGGGGAAGGAGGAGGAGGACAGGCCUCUGGGGAUCAGGAUAGGGCCCUUAUCCUCCAUGACGCCGGAGAUUGAUGGAUACGCUUCAUACAAGUCCUGGAAUUCUCUCACUGAUGUUCUGUGUUUUUGUGAAUGUACAUAUAAUGUACACAACCCAAUAUAGUAAAACUAUAUAAUGAAAUUGAUAUGCUAAUAUAACAAAAAUAUUGUGUGUGACCUAUUUGUUGUUGUAGUUGGGUUUUUCCACCUCUAUAAAAAAUCGAAAUGUUACAGUUAA